AACCUUUCUUCACAGCAGAGGUGCUCCAGGCUGAAUUACUUCUUGGAACAGCACCAUCCUUUUCUCACAGUGAAGAAGCAGGCUACAGUCAGGCACCUACCACUUGUGUUUGCAUGGAUGAGAUGCAGCCAAGAAAAAACUUUCAAUGUUCACAGCAUAAUUGGAAAUUUGCAUCUCACGAUCUCAGUUCACUGCUAAAUCAAGCAUCCCUAAUACCAAUAUUCAUUUUGGCACAAUUCAAUUAUAAGAUUUUUAAUAACUAGACUUCUCCUAGUAACUUGGCACGAGCUUCUUACAAAGAAGGAUUUUGUACAGCAGCUGAUUGAAAAAAUCUUCAGCACUGUCAAGUUACCAUGUUCACCUACAUACCGUUUCACAGACUUUUACCCACGCUGGGACGCUGCUCACUGUCCACAGUAUUUAUCUGCAAUUCAUUCUGUUUUCCCUGCUCUGGCAGCCUGGGAAGCAGGGUCGGGGGCAGCCCAGCCCAGCUGACAGGAGCGCACUGCGCAGCGCCGUGCCGGGUGCUGCUGCUCACAGGCAUUGCACGCAUCACAGGAGCGGAGCUGCCUGCGCUGGCUGUGCUCAGACAAUCCUAGCAGCUCAGCGCAUCUCUAGCAGCCUCUGUCACCAGGCUGUCAUUCGUAACACCAUGCAGAGCAUACACACCCUCCUCUUAACUGCUGCUGUUUGCAUCCUCUUUCAAGGCUGCGGCGGCUCCGAGCCCGAGCACCGGCUGUACGCGGCUCUCUUCAAGAACUACAACCAGUUCGUCCGCCCGGUAAAGAACAUCUCGGACCCCGUCAUCAUCCAGUUCGAGGUGUCCAUGUCCCAGCUGGUCAAAGUGGACGAAGUCAACCAGAUCAUGGAGACCAACCUGUGGCUGAAGCACAUCUGGAAUGAUUACAAGCUUCGGUGGAAUCCAGUGGAUUAUGGAGGUGCUGAAUUCAUCCGAGUGCCCUCUGGCCAGAUCUGGAAGCCAGAUAUCGUAUUAUAUAACAAUGCAGUUGGGGAUUUCCAGGUUGAUGACAAGACAAAGGCUCUACUGAAGUACACGGGUGAUGUGACCUGGAUACCCCCAGCUAUAUUUAAAAGCUCAUGUAAAAUAGAUGUAACCUACUUCCCAUUUGACUAUCAGAACUGCACCAUGAAGUUUGGUUCCUGGUCUUAUGAUAAAGCCAAAAUUGACUUGGUUUUAAUCGGCUCUACGAUGAACCUGAAAGAUUACUGGGAGAGUGGAGAAUGGGCCAUUAUUAAAGCUCCUGGGUAUAAACAUGACAUUAAAUAUAACUGCUGUGAAGAGAUCUAUACAGACAUCACAUACUCUCUUUACAUUAGACGCUUACCUUUAUUUUACACUAUCAACAUGAUUAUUCCAUGUCUGCUGAUUUCUUUUCUGACUGUAUUAGUUUUCUAUUUGCCCUCAGACUGUGGUGAAAAGGUGACACUCUGUAUAUCAGUCCUUCUGUCUUUAACGGUGUUUCUUCUUGUUAUCACUGAAACCAUACCUUCUACUUCCCUGGUGAUCCCUCUUAUUGGGGAAUACCUCCUUUUCACUAUGAUAUUUGUAACUCUGUCUAUUGUCAUUACGGUAUUCGUUCUAAACGUGCACUACAGAACACCCAAGACACACACCAUGCCUGUGUGGGUGAGAACUAUCUUCUUGAACUUACUUCCCAGGAUCAUGUUUAUGACAAGGCCGACGAGCGAUGAAGAGAAUAAUCAGAAACCAAAGCCAUUUUACACUUCUGAGUUUUCAAACUUAAAUUGCUUCAACAGCUCUGAAAUCAAAUGCUGCAAAGAUGGCUUUGUAUGUCAAGACGUGACAUGCAGCUGUUGCCAGUAUCAACGAAUGAAGUUUUCCGAUUUCAGUGGCAAUCUCACAAGAAGUUCCAGCUCUGAAUCUGUAGAUCCUCUGUUUUCAUUUUCAGUUCUGUCACCAGAAAUGAGAGAUGCUAUUGAAAGUGUUAAAUACAUUGCAGAAAAUAUGAAAAUGCAGAAUGAAGCAAAAGAGAUUCAGGAUGACUGGAAAUAUGUUGCCAUGGUAAUUGAUCGUAUUUUUCUAUGGGUUUUCAUCCUGGUAUGCAUUCUGGGAACAGCAGGAUUAUUUUUACAACCUUUGAUGACUGGAGAUGACGCGUAAAACCUUAAAACAUCACGCUGUGAAAUCAGAUAGGACUUGUGCCAACCAAACUCUGCACUCUUUACCCCAGCACCUGAUAGCUCUUCUGUGUUUCAGUAGUAGAAUAAGGAUCUCUCUUGGCUUCAACUUUGCUUGACAUAGAAGGCUUUAUUAAAAAAUGUGAUAACAUGAAAAAAGAAAUGUUUAAAACUUUCUCUCCAAGUAUUAUGUGCUGUGCUUGCCAGUUCCUUUUCACAAUAGCUGAAAAAGAUGUGGGUUGUAUGUUAAACUUCACAGAAACUCUUUAAGAAGCUGCUGAUAAACUGAAAGUUAUACAGAUGUUCAGAGAAUCAAGACAAGUUGAGUACUUCAGGCUACCAGAGUUGAAUGGAAGAUAGUUAACACCAGACAUGAUAGGACCUUUGGAAAUAAGUUCAUAUUAAUUUAAUGUAUGCCUUGAUAAGGACAAAAUGGGAAGCAUACAUACCAAACGCUACAGAACACUGCCACCCAGUGUAUAAAUCCAUUCAAACUGUGGGAAGAAAGGUCCGUGGGCAGGUUUGUUAGGAAAGGAAUAAUAGAUGAGUAAUAGGUGAUGGUUUUAUACAAGGGAAGGCAAGUAGAUACAAAAUACUUCCGUAAAGUAUGCUAAAAUUAUGUCUUAGGUAUAUGUCUUCUUUUUCUAAACCAAUAACUGAAAAUGAUUUGAGAGCUUGGAUAAACAAUACAACAAAAAUACUGUAAUGAGAUGUUUUGUAAAGAUAUAAACUGUUCUCUCUGUACCAAACUGGAAACUUUUUAGAAACAGUGGUAUCAAAUGAGGAAACAUUCGUGAAAAUAAAGAGAAUCAAGCUGUUGAAAAUUGUGAUUUUCUUUCAUUUAUUUUGACCAAGAGACAAAAGCUAUAUUAGUUACAUCUCAACACAUUCAGAAAGAAGUAAAGGCCCAUGCUUCUGAGUCUAUUAAAAAUAAUUUCAUUUCACACACACCUGAGGAUGAGCUGAAAACCCCAAUGAUUCCAGCAUAUCUUUUUCAUCCACAGAUAUCGUGAUCAGAUUAUAGAAAUGACUGAAAGAACUUCAUGCAUUUGCAAAAACUGUUAGUUACUAGCAUAAAGGCUGGAACUCCAUUGGCCACGCUGCCAAUUACCCCAUGAUAUAAUUAAGAGUCUUCAGACAUUACUGAACAAGGUACAGGAGGGGAGCUAAAAAGAUACAUGGCUAAUAUCCUUGCUUUGUUUUCUUUUCUGAUAAGGGUAAACUGUAGUAAGUAAUUUAAAGCUAAGGAGGACUAUAAAAAGAAACUUUGCAUUUGGAACAGAAAUAAGAUGUCCAAAGCACUUCUGUAGUUUUCAAACAUAGUUUCUGAUGCAUUAAUAUUAGUAAUACUGAGAAAGUUAUAAAACUAAUGGAUUAAAUCAGAUUGCAAAUUCACUUUUAAAAUAAGUUAUGAUGGGAAUGCAGAAAAUACUGAUAUCUAACGCCAGAUGGAAUUGUGUAACUGAAGAGGAAGAGUCAUUUCUUUUUCAACCAGAAUUAUUUAUAACUUGGUAAAAAAUAAUAGCAUGUUUUUACAGAUUAGUUGGCAUCAUUUCCCUGUGCAGGGGACUUCAAAAGCUGUACGUUAGCCCUGCAGGAUACAGCUCUGUUAUGAAGGAACAAAGAAACUGACAAAACCUAAAGUGUAGGAAAAACAUUCUCUUCUAGAGUCUCUGCCAGAAAUAAAACUUUUAAGAAUAGCAGCACUGGAAUCAAUUUAAAAAAUUAAC
Phasianus colchicus (ring-necked pheasant) is the source of this 3890-nucleotide messenger RNA. It is a transcript of the gene CHRNA3, whose product is annotated as cholinergic receptor nicotinic alpha 3 subunit. Gene Ontology annotation, molecular function: transmembrane signaling receptor activity; acetylcholine-gated monoatomic cation-selective channel activity. The record is from RefSeq and is a predicted model, not a curated record. Gene Ontology annotation, cellular component: postsynaptic membrane. Lineage: Eukaryota; Metazoa; Chordata; Aves; Galliformes; Phasianidae. Gene Ontology annotation, biological process: monoatomic ion transmembrane transport.